This is a messenger RNA of Eucalyptus grandis, 2254 nucleotides long. RefSeq lists its product as uncharacterized. The record is from RefSeq and is a predicted model, not a curated record. The transcript is spliced from 2 exons. NCBI's taxonomy places the organism in Eukaryota, Viridiplantae, Streptophyta, Magnoliopsida, Myrtales, Myrtaceae. Bases 588 to 1850 code for a protein of 420 amino acids.
UCGGGUACUGUUCACUUUUCCUCUCCAGCUGGGCUCCCGAGUUACUGUGCUCUCCGGUCAGUCUUCGAGCGAUUUCGGGAGAUCCAACCGUUCGUUGGGGCUGAUUUUUGGAGGAUAGCUCCGUCUUUCCUUCCUCUUCAGCUCCACCGAAGCUUUUCUUCUGGAUUGGCCUGUUCGGGUAAUUACGCUCGGUUCGUUUUAGGGUUUUCUGGGUUUGGUCAUUUCUGGUUCGGCUACACUGUAGCUGCUUUGUUCCAUGGCUACGCCCGCAACAUUUGAACGCCAGUCAGGCCCUUCAGAGGUCCAACAACCUGCCACCAGUCAGGCUCCUUCGAAUGCUGAGGGUGGAGGUCAGAUGGGUGCUGGCAAAGCCCAUCAAAGUUUGGAUGGUGGACGAGGACGAAGCCGAAAUGCUGUGAGCAUAGGCAACUCCGAAGCUCAGGCGGCCUCUGUCGAGGCCCAUCAAGCUGCCGCUGGGCGAAGGGGUCGAAGGGGUCGAAGCCGGCGCAGGGCCUCGGCCUUUCCUCCUCAGCCCCGUGCCCAGCAACCUAGUGGGUCGAAACCCCCUCCUACUCGUUCUUGGGCCAAUGUCGCCGAGGUGGAUGCGAAGUGGUAUGAUCUUACCUAUACCCCCCCCAACUUUUAUUGAUGGUAAGCCUGUGGUAUAUCUUUCCGAAGAUGAUAUUUUACCCAACCCGAAAUUGCACGAGUGCAUACUCGGGUAUUAUGUGGACAAGAAACUGCCCUUCAAGUUAACUGAAACAGCUUUAAAACACGCCUGGGGUCACCACCUUGCUGAUGUUAUGGCUACUGAUCGAUUUUAUUUAUUCCACGUACCGGACCUUGAUUUCCGUAGGAAGAUUCUCGAUGAGGGGCUAUUAACUGUGGCCAGGGUCCCUCUAAUCUUACAACAAUGGUGUCAUUUGCUGGAGAUGGAGUUGAGGAAGGACAAUCAUUCUUCUGUCCCGGUUUGGAUUAGGUUGAAGAAUAUUCCUUAUGAGCUGUGGUCUGCUCCAGGGAUAAGUGCGGUUGCUAGUGCGGUUGGUAAACCGUUGUACGUUGACCUUAGAACGGAACAAAUGAAGAUGAUAUCGUUUGCUAGGGUACGUGUAGAGAUCUCUACUAAGAGAGUUUGCUGUGACUCCGUGGACAUUGUUUUAAAUGGUGAAACCCGAACCGUUUCUGUUGAGUAUGAAUGGAGGCCAGUCUCAUGCCUGAGUUGUGGCACUUUUGGCCACAAAUGUCCGUCCCAAGCAAGCUCCGCUGGGCCCGUAGAGGCCCCCCAGCCUGUACCUGUUGGUAAUGCUCCCAAUGCACAGAUUUCUGCCUCUGCGCCCUUACCGGAAACGGCCCCGACUUUAGGUGACCCAAAGAAAGGCCGGAACCAAGCUCGGCCCAUAAAGAAGAAACCCUCUUCGAGGCUAAAGGAAGCAGGCUAUGCUCCUAAGUCCUCUGCUGCCUCGGUGAAGAUUGGAGAAGCUGCUCCUAGUGCUAUGCAGCCUCUGGUGCCUAGUACGGAACAGACUGUGUUGGCUCCGUCCUCCUUCGCUAGUGUAGCUCGUCGUGAGGACCAUGUUUAUGAUACUCUAGACCCUUCAUCUAGUUUGGGUAAAGAUUCUAAUGAAAAUGCUAGUAAGGAGAGCAGCUCGAGUGAGGAGGAUCAAGUCCUGGAUGGAACCCCUGCUACUCAGGAUGCCUUCUUAAUGGAGGUUAAUCGUGCAGCCCAAAAGCUGGCUUCCCAACAUGCUGAACCCUUGUUGAAUCCUAGUCCAGAUCCAGCCCCCUCUGCUCCUAAGUCUUCUGCUCAGCCCAAGUCGGCACCCAAUCGGCGGCGGGGGGCCAAGUGGUGAUGAUCCAUGGAAGGCUCAAGUUUCUAAGCUCGGACUCGGUUUUUUGCCUCUCGGUAAUAUAUGCGGAGCAUACCUUCAUUUCCCAUUGUCUGGUGCGGGCGGAGCUUAUUCAUUUGGAGCAGCUUGCUCGCACCGUGGUAUCAAUUCAAUUUUUGGCUCAUUGUCAAGAACCGGCUACCUACUCAAGUGCUCUUACCAUCCUAUGGUAGGAUUGUGGAUGUAUCAUGUGCUUUCUAUAAUAUCAAACUCGAUUCCAUUGACCACUUGUUUUUUGGGUGUCAUAUUCUGGCCGGCCUUGCUAUGUUUUGGGCUGCUAGAUGCAACCUUUGAUGGUAUAAUAGGUCUUGGUCGGACAAUCUUUUGUGGGCUAUUAAAUGUCUUUCCGGCGAUGAUUUCUACCAUCA